AUGCUGACCAUAAAGCUGCCGCAGAUCUUCAGGGUCCACCAGGUGCCUCGGAUCUUCUGGGAGGAUGGGAUCAUGUCAGGGUACCGGCACCCCAAGAGCUCAGCCCUUGACUGUGUCCUCAGCUCCUUCCAGAUGACUAACGAGACAGUCAACAUCUGGACACACUUCCUACCCACCUGGUAUUUCGUGUGGCGCUUCCUGGUCCUCUCAUCCUCCCUGGACUUCUGCCAGGAGCCCUACCACUGGCCCCUGCUCAUCUACCUGCUGCUCGUCUGCCUCUACCCCUUCGCCUCCAGCUGCGCCCACACCUUCAGCUCAUGUCGCUCCAUGUCGGCGCGUGCCCGCCAUAUCUGCUACUUCUGCGACUACGGAGCCCUCAGCCUCUACAGCCUGGGCUGUGCCUUUGCCUAUGGUGCCUACGCGAUGCCGGACCACUGGGUCAGCGGCGUUUUGCAUCGGUAUUUUGUCCCGGCGGCUGCUUUGAAUUCCUUCGUCUGCACCGGCCUCUCCUGCUACUCCCGGUAUGUUCUGGGCAAAAGCCCCAGCGCUGCAGGGAUCCUAUAA
Messenger RNA from Egretta garzetta (little egret), 564 nucleotides. It is a transcript of the gene PAQR6, whose product is annotated as progestin and adipoQ receptor family member 6. Gene Ontology annotation, molecular function: signaling receptor activity. Gene Ontology annotation, cellular component: membrane. The transcript has 6 exons. Lineage: Eukaryota; Metazoa; Chordata; Aves; Pelecaniformes; Ardeidae. Bases 1 to 564 code for a protein of 187 amino acids. The record is from RefSeq and is a predicted model, not a curated record.